Molecule: messenger RNA, 2135 nt
Organism: Limulus polyphemus (Atlantic horseshoe crab)
Lineage: Eukaryota; Metazoa; Arthropoda; Merostomata; Xiphosura; Limulidae
Gene: Pex12
Product: peroxisome assembly protein 12-like
Exons: 7
Coding region: 331-1344 (337 amino acids)
Biological process (GO): protein import into peroxisome matrix; protein monoubiquitination
Cellular component (GO): peroxisomal importomer complex; peroxisomal membrane
Molecular function (GO): zinc ion binding; ubiquitin-protein transferase activity; protein binding
Source: RefSeq, a predicted model, not a curated record
GCGUUACAUAGCACCUCAAGCUGUAUAAAAACUUAUUGUAUUUUAUUCGUAGGUAUGGGUUAUGUUAAUUUGUUUUAAUUAUAUCACGAAUAUAAUACAAGCUUCGAUAGGCAUGUGCUUGUAAUAUAGCAGUUAUAGAAAUUAGCAUUAUUUUUAAAUGAAAGUUAUAUGAUUAGGAGCCGUAUACUGUAUCAAUAAACAAGUAUUUUAAUAUACCUUGACAAUCAUCAUCACGAAUACUUAUUAAUUUUAUAAAAUAUUACUAACUGAUGUAUUCUUGAAGUCCGUGGUCAACCAUAGAUUUGGCCCAACUUUACCCUUGACUUGAGAAUGGCAGAAUUUGGAGCACAUAUAACAACUUUUGUAGGUGAAAAACCGUCUAUAUUUGAAUUAUUAGCACAAGACAGCUUUGCAAGAGGACUAAGAACCGCAGCAAAAUAUUUUAUUCGUGUCUUAGCAGAAAACAAUCCUGCAAAAUAUGGAUUUUAUCUACACCAUUUUGAGGAACUGUAUCUUAUUAGUGACUUAUUUGUGCAGUAUCUGCAUUUGAAAACUUAUGGGGCAUCCUUUGCUGAACAUUUCUAUGGGCUACAGCGAGUGCCAAAGAAACCUGAUGUUUCAGCACAGAUUCAAAAGCAGAAGGCAUCAUCACUCUCAAAGAAACAGAUUAGAAUGUCCUUGUUUUGCUUGGCCAUUGCACCCUAUGUUAAGACAAAAUUAGAUAAACUGUUUGAAACAUUACAUGAAAAAUGGAUAAGUGCAAGGUCACAAAAACAGGAUGUACGAGAGAAAAUGGAGUUUCUAUACCUUUAUGUUUACCCUUUUUUCCACUUUAUAUUUGAGUGUUUGCUAUUCCAUCAUGUCAUAAUGUAUGCGAUUGGAAGGAGUUCGUAUCACUCCCCAUUGGUGCAGCUCUCUGGAACAGAACUAUGGACUUUAACAAAUGAAAACCGAAACGUAAAGAGUUGGGAAGAAAUCCCUCGCCACAUUGUGUGGAUAACCUCUGCAGGUUUAGCUAAAGCACUCUCUCUGGGUUUGUCAGUUGGAGCAUUCUUCUUCCAGUUUCUUGAAUGGUGGUACAAUCAAGACAACACCCCACCAGGACUAGCUGCUCUUCCAACACCUCCACCUCCAAGAAAACUUCAAAUAGAAAUCUCAAAUGACCUUUGCCCCCUGUGCCAAAAAAAAAGAACUAAUGACACGGCACUAUCCACAAGUGGGUUUGUAUUCUGCUAUCCCUGCAUCUAUGGGUAUCUUACGUUAAGUAGCCGAUGUCCAGUUACAGGCUAUCCAUCAUCUGUAAACCAGUUGGUCAAGUUAUAUCCUCCAGGGGACAUCAUAUAGAAAUACCUGGUUUGCUACAGUUUAUCUAAAUAACUUUUAUGCCCAUUAGUGAUAACAGUGACACAACACGAUGAAGUAAGGGUUGGUGGCAGCAAUCAUUGGACAAAUCAACAGCUUCGACAAAAAUAUUGAACAGUGAAACACUUGCAUCGAGCACUUUAUCAUGGCAAACAGCAUAAAAACUGAUAGGCAAAUACCUACUGUAUUAAGUGUAAUUGAAGGUAAAACAUUGUCUACUACAAAGUUUGACAGCAAAUAACAAGCCUAGUGAUAAAAGCUAUGGAGGUAUGUUUUCCCCUAAGUCUCUCAUAACUGACAAAAAGUUUUGUUUCCACAAAUGCAACUAAGAGGAGUGAGAGUCUGUUGUGCAGCAUAUAGCAGUGUUUAAGAAAUCCACAGAACACAGUAUUGUUGUAUAAAUGGAUGUAGCUACAAGAAAAUCUCGACAACUUGAUGCAUCACCCAUAAUAAAAAAAAAGAUAACAUUAAACCAGGGAAGCAAAUCUAAUAUAUGUUGGAGUUGUGGAAAGAAUAAUCACAGUAAGAAAGAAUACACGAAACAUGUUUUCAUAGCAAAAAAAUCUGAAAAAAGUUCAUUAAGAAGGGAGUGCAUUAUAUGGAAGUAAAUGACAAAUGAGUGAUAACACUGAUACAGCUAAUGAAUUUGCAAUAAAUUUGCUUACACUUGAAAGGAGAAACAACUUCUGAAUCAAACCAGAAAUUCAAGAAAAAAACUAUAAAAAUGAAACUGAAUAGUUAAUAAUAGGUAGGCAAACAAUGAUUUAUAAGCA